Molecule: messenger RNA, 8059 nt
Organism: Myxocyprinus asiaticus (Chinese sucker)
Lineage: Eukaryota; Metazoa; Chordata; Actinopteri; Cypriniformes; Catostomidae
Product: semaphorin-4B-like
Exons: 15
Coding region: 459-2951 (830 amino acids)
Biological process (GO): axon guidance; positive regulation of cell migration; neural crest cell migration
Molecular function (GO): semaphorin receptor binding; chemorepellent activity
Source: RefSeq, a predicted model, not a curated record
AGCAGUAGACAGAGCAUGAGCCUUACAUCCAGACCUAUAAACUGGCAAUCUCAAACUGGAUCCACUGGUUGCCACUUUUAUCAUUAAGGAUUCUGAUUUCCCCCGAUUUGCCAAAGGGAUUUCUGUUUUUCGUCUGAGGAACGAGUUGGAAGUCUGUGUAUAAAGGCGAGUUGGUGAGAAGCCUGUGUAAUAGUCUACACAAGCACAUGGAGACUGACCUGGGCUGUACCACUGUCCUCAAGAACCUGUUUCUUAGUGGAAAUCCACCAUUGUGAGGCCCUGCUCAGGGAAGAGCUCCAGCAUCACUGCUCGUCACAUCAGCACACUGCUCUCCUGUUCAGGGAGCACAAGUUCCCUGUUGGAUGAGAAGAAGAAAAACAAUCAAGAAAGAAAAAAUAUCUUCAUGAGUGCCAGAAAAUCCUGAGAGUUAAAUAACACAUUGAGACGCAAGCAGCAAAAUGAUUUGUUUCCCUCUCCCAGCCAGCUGCCUGUUCCUGCUCCAUCUCCUCCUGGUUGGAUUGGGUCAAGCAAUGGAGGACGACGUCACACCACGCCUCCGUUUCUCUUACAAUGCAAACGAGAGGUCGGCCAAGAAAUUUUCACCUGAUGGAGUUUUCAAUUACACCUCUCUGCUCCUCAGUAAAGAGGAUAAAAUGCUGUAUGUUGGCGCUCGAGAGACUCUCUUUGCACUCAGUAUCACCGAUAUCAGCAGAACGCAGCUGCAGCGCAAUUUAACGUGGCACACACCACAGAAGAAGAGAGAUGAGUGCAGUUUCAAAGGGAAAGACUUACAGACUGACUGCUUCAAUUACAUCAAGAUUUUACUGCGAGUGAACAGCACUCAUCUCUAUGUGUGUGGAACAUAUGCUUUCAGCCCUAUCUGCGCAUACAUUAAUACUUCAGAUUUUUCACUGGUGCGCAGUGAAACGGGAGAGAUUGUCACAGAAGAUGGUCGAAGCCGGUGUCCUUUCAACCCUGAAUACAAGUCUACCGCUAUCAUGGCAGAUGGUGAGUUGUAUGCCGGCACAGUCAGUAACUUCCAAGGAAAUGAACCCAUCAUUUACAAAAGCCUUGGACAGGGCUCAGCCCUAAAGACUGAAAACUCACUGAACUGGCUUCAAGACCCAGCUUUUGUAGGCUCAGCCUACAUUCAGGAGAGUUUCCCCAAAGGCAAUGCAGUGGGCGAUGAUGAUAAGAUUUACUUCUUCUUCAGUGAAGCGGGAAAGGAGUUUGAUUUCUUUGACAACACCAUUGUGUCACGCAUCGCUCGCGUGUGUAAGGGUGAUAAAGGUGGAGAGAGGGUUCUUCAGAAGAAAUGGACAACCUUUCUAAAAGCCCAGCUUCUUUGUUCGCUUCCUGAUGAUGGCUUUCCCUUCAACAUCAUACAGGACAUGUUUGUACUGACCCCCAGCAAAGAGGACUGGAAGAAUACUGUGUUUUAUGGCGUCUUCACCUCUCAGUGGUACAAAGGUGCUUCAGGGAGUUCAGCUGUAUGUGCAUUCACCAUGGACCAGGUUGAAGAGGCAUUUAAUGGCCGUUACCGGGAAGUAAAUCGGGAGACGCAGCAGUGGUAUGCCUACAACCACCCAGUGCCAGAACCGAGACCUGGGGCGUGCAUCACCAAUGCUGCCCGUGCCCAAGGGAUCUCCUCUUCCCUGCACAUGCCUGAUAAAGUGCUGAAUUUUGUGAAAGACCACUUCCUCAUGGAUAGCGUUAUUCGCAGCCAGCCUCUGCUGCUCAAACGAAACGUGCGCUACACACAGCUUGCUGUGCACCGAGUUAAGGUUGUCCACAAGACCUACGAUGUGCUCUUCAUCGGCACAGAUGACGGCAGAAUUCACAAAGCUAUCAACGUUAAGAAUAAGAUGCACAUCAUUGAGGAGCUGGAGGUUUUCCCUGAGCCUCAGCCCGUACAACACAUUGAACUGGAUGAUGAGAAGGGGCUGUUGUUUGUGUCCAGCUAUUCUGGGUUGGUUGAAAUCCCUCUCGCCAACUGCUCCAACUACCAAAGCUGUGGAGAAUGUGUGUUGUCUAGAGAUCCUUACUGUGUCUGGACAGGGAAGCAGUGUUUAAAUUUCAGACAUGCUCCACUCAAGAGUCAGUGGCAACAAGAUGUAGAUGACGCCAACACUGGCAUGUGCAAAUUAACAAUACCUAGCCCCCGUUCUGCAAGACCACCUUCACCACGUGUGCAAUCAUGUCAAGUGAUACAAAUUCCAGCCAACACUUUUACGGUUCUACCUUGUAAGCUGCGUUCCAACUUGGCCGAGAGGCGAUGGGUGUACAGCAAUUCUGCAGAGCGAUUUGUCUACCCUAGUCCUGAAGGGGGGCUAGUGGUGGUUGCCCAAGUGGACAGGGAGGAAAUCUAUGAAUGUUGGUCUGAAGAAGAUGGAUACCAACAUCUUCUGGCCAAUUACUGUGUAAAAGCAGAGCCCGAAAGCACCACCCUGAUUGGACGGUCCCGGACACAGAUAGUGCCUCAGGGGGAGGCUAUUAUCCUUCCUGGAGAAACGUGGUCACCGCAGAAAACCAAAACUUACUGGAAUGAACUGAUUGUGGUAUGUGCCUUACUCGUCUUCUCCCUGGUGGUCCUGUCUCUGUUCGUGGCUUACCGGAACCGAGACCGGAUGAAGUCCAUGCUAAAGGAAAGUGAGUGCCCCAACAUGCAACAAAAGAAACCACGGAUUCCUGGAAAGCAUACGGAGAGCCUUCCGUUAAAUGGCAACAAUAUCCCGCCCUCUGUGUCUGACCACAAGGGCUACCAGACUCUCAAUGAUAACUACAUCUGCAGUACACCCACCCAUGACUGCUCCUCACCUGAGAACAGUAAGAGCUUCUCAGAAUCUGAGAGGAGACCACUGAACUUAAAGGAGAGCCACGUGGAGAUCUCGCCGACAUGCCCGCGGCCUCGGGUGCGACUGGGCUCAGAGAUUAAAGACUCCAUUGUUUAAGUCUAGAAAGAUGCCACUGAAACCGUGGUUUGGAAUGACUGUUAAUACUAGUGGCCUCUGACUGAACAGCACCAAGGGAGGGACAUACUGAAAUGUCUGGAAACAUACCAUCACUGGGUUUUAUUUUGCACUUUGUCCUCUCAUUUUGUCUUGGUGAUCUGUUCAUAAUUCUCAGUCACUGCCAAGUCUGUGAAGCACUCAGAGCCACAACGAGUGGGACGCAAGUCCUUUGCAGCUAUGCUAGAGUACGCUUAUGAUGGGCACUGAGUGACACUGAUCCAGUGGUUCCACAUGUACCUGCCCAGUCCGUCCUAAUUGUCCGGUGGCAUCUGUGUGAAAGCAAUAUGAUGCCCUCAGGGUUCAAUAACCUGUCAUGCUCCCAUCUCUUUCUGAAUCUGCUAUUUAGAGUUGGUUGUCCAGCAGAUGGAACCAGCAGUCGGUGAACAACUAAAUACUAAUUCAAACUUUAGUCUAUAACAAAGUCGAUUAUGAUUCUCUGCUAAACAUAGUGCCUGUAAUUAGAUGAUUAGCCUACAUUUAAUCAUUAAACAGAAUAUAAGGAAUAGUGGUACAUCAAAAGUUUUGAAAAAGCAAGAUGAUAUAUGCAAAAACCUUUACGCAGUAUAUCACCAUGACCUCAGCAAAUAGCAAGCAUACUGUACUAUGCAAAUCACUUAGAGGAAACUGAAUGGAGAUGCAUCAUGCAGAGAGCUAACAAACAGCACACAGCUGUCCUAGUACAAUAAGUGAUGCCACGUCCUCUGUAUUCUACACUGCUUUUUUAGAGAUACACAUUUAAUAAAGUAUUCAAGUGAGAUUGAGGGACAAUCGCAUAAGAGAUGAGCCCACAGUGGGGUUUUAGGAUGUGGAGGACUCCAAAGAAGGCGUGUUAGCAAUACCAUAAGUAUAUCCAAGGCUCAAACUAAGUUCUGAACAUAAGACACCAAAAUUUGAAAGCAGCGUCUAUCAGGCAGAUAUCUCAAUAUGCUUUUACUGCCACCCUCCAACCAAAAUCAGUUGCUAAUGGACCAGUGAUAUAGAGUAGACCUUCUAUGUAAUAGAUCAUUGAAGUUGUGGAUAAAACAGUAAAUUGAAUUUACGUAUCUUGAGAUUAUUUGCUGAUACAAAUUGGUGGUCUGUUGUGCCAAAAUUUUGAUUUAGUGAAAAAUUUUAGAUCUCUCAAAGUCUUGACUCAAAAGUGUACUUCUCUCUGAUUAAAAACACAGGUUGCCAUGUGGAAACUGAAGCUUUUAAAAUUCUAAUUAUGUAUUUACAUUUGGACAGAAUGGAAAUGUUCCUGUCCUCACUGGAUGCAAACACGUACAGUUAUGCGGUUAAGGCAUUACAUGCCAAUUUUAAGCUAAGUUAUGAGAUCUGUGCUCAAGAAGAAAUGUAGCGUGACCAGCAGAUUUGUUUUUUUGUUUUUUGUUUUUUCAUGACAAGUGCCAUGUUCACUGUAACACCUUAAGUCAAAGGCAGGCUAACAGAUGUUUUGGGUGGGAGCAAUGACAUAUGGAGUAUUGAAACAGUCCAUUAUAAAUAGUCAGUUGUAGUGGUUCAAUUUCAAAUUGGGCUUGGCACUAUAAAACAGUAAGUGGUUACAGAGUUAUGGGCAUGGAAAUAACAAAACAGGACACACAACUAUGUACAUUAAUGCAGCAUACAUCAGGAUCGCACACAAUGUCAGGAUCUAUGUAAAAAUGUAUAUUUAAGAACACACACAAAAGAUUUUUCCCGGAUCCUGUAUUACGAUUUUUACCACAUACACACACAAAAUCCCAAAGGCAAGCAUUAUAUAUUGCAACACCCAAGUGUGUAAUAUAUUUAAUUUCAUCACCAUUAAUCUUCAAAGAUCGUGCAGACAUUUGUACUGUGAAUGUAGUUAUGUGUUGUAUGAAAGUGUUCUAGAAAUAAGGUGUGUUUGACUUGAAAUGCAUCUUGAUUUGCCGAUCGUCAAGAUUUGCCAGAGAAGAGCCAUCAAGCCGGACACUUGCGCUUCUCGUCGUCUGCUGAACCUACCCCAGUCACGGUAGAUCACGCUAUGUUUGCUUUCUUUAUUGCAGACGAAGUCGCAGGACUGUUUCUAGGCAUUGGCGAACUAGGUGGUCACCAAAGAGGAGAACCCCCCCCACCCCCAACAGGGGCAGCAAUAGGGAUCUCGCCUAGGGUGCCAGAAUGGUCUGAAACAACCAAGUGGAGUUCAGAUAGACAGACAGAUGUUCUGACAGAUGUCAGAAACAUUGUUCAUUUGAAAAGGUUAUGUGCUGCUUAAUACAGUGCAUGUUGUUUGUAUAAGAAGAAAGUCCAAUAAAAGCCUGUAUUAUUUUAAUACCAAUAAAGGAGUUAGUAUUAGUAAUCAUUUUGAUUUUUUAUGAAUAAAAAUUAUAUGACUAUGACAAACAUAAUAUAGCAUGAUAUAAAUAUGAUGUACUGUUAUAAAAACGCAGAGUUGUGAGAGUUUUCUCUGACCUGGAGGUGUCAGAAUAAACACCAUGGUAAUGGCAUUCUACCACACUACUCUUAUUUCUGACAUAGCAGAAUUAGUCAAAGUAGAAUGUGAAGUACGCAAUUGCGAAUGCAGCCCAUGAAACAUGUAACCGCUGUCACGUUGUGAGUCUGGCCAAUGGUGAAUCAGCUGUGUCGUCAUUCAGAGCUUGUGCAGCUCCUCUGGAGCAACUGCAGAGGCUGCACCAGUCGGCUGCUCUCGAAUCGCUCCCGCAGUACUUUGAUGGCAUAUGUAAUGGUCACGCGGCAGUGGCACCGGUUCAAGUCGGGCAAAAUUUCUAACCAACAUGCACUGAUUCAAUUCCAGCGCUGAUCGGUCUGUGCAGCGCUGCAUGAAGUCGAACACACCAAUUCUUUCAUCUGAAACAUUGUGUCUUAUUUAAAUUUAUCAUAAAUGAUCUGACAAAGUAGCUGUGCAUUGGGCAUGCUGCUGAUGGACUAUGACUUUGAUCACAAAGUUGUAUAAUUACACUGAUCAGCCACAACAUUAAACCCACUGACAAGUGAAGUGAAUAAUAUUUAUUUUCUCGUUACAAUGGCACCUGUCAAGGGGUGGGAUAUAUUAGGCAGCAAGUGAACAGUCAGUUCUUGAAUUUCAUUUGUUGGAAGCAGGAAAAACGGGCAAGCGUAAGGAUUUGAGGGACUUUGACAAGGGCCAAAUUGUGAUGGCUUGAUGACUGGGUCAGAGAAUCUCCAAACGGCAGGUCUUAUGGGGUGUUCCCACCAGUAUGCAGUGGUUAUUAACUACCAAAAAUGGUCCAAGGAAGGACAACCGGUGAACCGGUGUUGUAUCGAAAUGUGUUCCCUGUCAGAAUCUGUUUCCUAGCCCCAAUAGGGUAUGGGGUUAUGGUUAGGGUUAGGGUAGGUAGUAAAGUGUAGGUUAUGUUAGGGUAGGUAGGAUAGGGUAGGAUAGGGAAGGGUUAAGCUUAGGUUUGUGCAUGGGGGAACAUAUUCUGACAGCAGAGAAUGUUACCGUCAGAUACUGUUCCUCCCAUACAGAUCUGCUGGGGGAAACAGAUCCCCACGGGAAAACCGAGUCCGACACAACACCGGCGACAGGGUCAUGGGCGCCCAAGGCUCAUUGAUGCGUGUGGGGAGCGAAGGCUAGCCCAUCUGGUCCGAUCCCACAGAAGAGCUACUGUAGCACAAAUUGCUGAAAAACGUAAUGCUGGCCAUGAUAGAAAGGUGUCAGAACACACAGUGCAUCGCAGCUUGCUGCAUAUGGGGCUGAGUAGCCGUAGAAUGGUCAGAGUGCCCAUGCUGACCCCGUCCACCAACGAAAGCACCUACAAUAGGCAUGUGAGCAUCGGAACUGGACCAUGGAGCAAUGGAAGAAGGUGGCCUGGUCUGAUGAAUCACGUUUUCUUUCAGAUCAUGUUGACGUCUGGGUGCGUGUGUGUUGUUUACCUGGGGAAGAGAUGGCAGCAGAAUGCACAAAGGGAAGAAGGCACAAGGGGGACCUACACGAUAUUAUGCAGGUGGUUUUAAUGUUGUGGCUGAUUGGUGUAUAUUGUGUCUUUAAGGGGAGGUAUUCCAAAGCUAUUAAUGUUAUAUUGGGAUUGGAUGAAAUAUAGGCAGCAUGUUGCUUUUUUUUUUUUUUUUUACCAGAAUGCAUUUCUUUUAUAUUUGCACAGAAUGUGGGAAAGGUUUAAAGGGAAGUUUCCGGGAAUGAAUGUUCUCUUGAAAAUUCUGUAGCUAGAUGGUUUUAUUAAUGCCUCCAAGCAACAUUUUGACAACCUAUUGUGACUCAAAGGUUGUGUGGAAAAACAAAUGUAAUCUUGUAGCCUUUUCGUGAAUCAAACACAUGUGAACAGAAAGCAAACCUCACAUGCAUGUCUGCUCUGAUGGACUACAUAGUAGAAUUACCUAUUUUCUUGUAAAGUCGCAAACCACUGUAUAUUGAAUGGUUGUCUGUGCAACAGUCCACUGCAAGAGUCUCCACUGUGCUAAUACUUACAAAGGUCUGCUAAUAUAUACAUCUAUCACACAUACAGAACACUUACCGAAUGUGUUUAAAGCACAAAAAAAAAAAAAAAAAAAAGAAUGAAAAAAAUUAUGUAUUUGUAAAAUGUAUGUAACUGUUUUACAUAUACACUGACCUCUGUUUGAAAAUCACUAUCACAAUUUCAUGCAAAAAUAAUUUAAAUUAGAAGUAAAUUUUCUCAUCCUUUUCAGCAACUCAUCACUAGUGUGCUGUUUUACAGAGUAGACAAUGUGAAACAUUCACUGUACAUCAGCUGCUACCUGCAAGCAGUAGAUUUAGUCACGUACAGAUAGUCAUAGUCACAUAUUUCUAUCUCUGACUCAGUGCUGAACUGACUCAGACAUGAGUUAUUGGACUGUAGUCUACUAUCGUAAAUGCUCAGAUACAUUCUUUAUAAUGCCACACCAAGAAGCCCUGACCUAUUGUAAGUUAAUGUCUUGUAAACUUUAAUGUAAAUGUGUAUUUGUACAUUUUGCUGCCAAUGUAAAGAAAAACCCUGUUGUGAAAUGUAUUUUUUGUAGUAUACAUCACUACUGUUUUUGUUGUUUUUAUUACAUUGUACAUAAGCACUUUAAUUUAAUUUUUUUUUUUAAAUAAAAUAAAUAAACCCAAGUUAUGA